AUGUCAGAGUUUCUGAGGGACUGUGCAGAGAGAAUUACAGUUCUUGGUACUAUUCAGAGAAGAGUUAUGAAUAGGUUUCAUCGCUUGAUGGUAUAUCUGGGGUGCCCUACACAUGUCAUACAGGAUACUAAAGUCCAGAAUUUCUGUAAAACUAUCAGUGAAUUUGCUUUAGAGUACAGAACAACAAGAGAAAGAGUCUUACAGCAGAUUGAAAAAAAGGUCAAUCACAGAGAGAGAAACAAGACUCGAGGCAAGAUGAUCACGGAUAUGGAAAAGUUUAAAACAAAGGAACAGCAGGCUGAUCAUGAACUUCGUCAACUGCUUGGAAAUGGAAAAAACAAUGAAGUCCAGAAGUUACAGAAGAAGGGAACUAUACCUGGAGCUAGAGGGCGACCAAAGGGCCAUCCUG
This is a messenger RNA of Limulus polyphemus (Atlantic horseshoe crab), 409 nucleotides long. RefSeq names its product FH1/FH2 domain-containing protein 3-like. Gene Ontology annotation, molecular function: actin filament binding. The annotation marks the transcript as partial. The transcript has 3 exons. The record is from RefSeq and is a predicted model, not a curated record. Lineage: Eukaryota; Metazoa; Arthropoda; Merostomata; Xiphosura; Limulidae. Gene Ontology annotation, biological process: cortical actin cytoskeleton organization; actin filament network formation. Gene Ontology annotation, cellular component: cytoplasm; cytoskeleton.